CGAAUCUCGAUCUCUCUCACUCACGACGCACUGAACCAUUGAAUCCUCGGGAGGAUGUUCUUCUUCUUCUUCGUCGGGGGCGUCGAACAGCAGGCGGGGCGGGGCGUCCGCUGCGGCUCCGCCGCCGAUCUCGUCGAGACUGAGAGUGUCCUCAAGCUCUUCUUCGUUGGCCCAGGAAGGGCGACUGCUCCUUCCUUUCGCCCAACUCUCUUCCCCUCGACAACGACGACCGAGGCGCUGGCGGGCGCGGGCUCUUCGAGUCGAACCGGUGCGGAUCCUGCAAUUGUGAAGUCGGCGAAAGAUUUGAUUUGGGGAUGACGCAACUCCAGAUUGAUCAAGUAGUUGACCAGUCAAUAGGAAUCAACAGAGGCAACAAAAGGAACAGAGAUUGCUAGCAUCCUCUCUUCGAUAUAAAGGAAGCAGGAACUCCUCUUUGUGCACAUCAACCAUGGGCAGGUCUCCUUGCUGCGAGAAGGCACACACCAACCGAGGAGCAUGGACGAAGGAGGAGGACCAGCUAUUGAUUUCCUACAUCAGAGCUUAUGGCGAAGGCUGCUGGAGAUCUCUUCCUAAAGCAGCAGGGCUUCAGAGGUGUGGCAAGAGUUGCCGGCUCCGGUGGAUCAACUACCUUCGGCCAGACCUCAAGCGUGGCAACUUCACUGAGGAAGAGGAUGAGCUCAUCAUCAAGCUCCACAGCAUCAUCGGCAACAAAUGGUCAGUCAUCGCUGGGCAAUUCUCUGGGAGGACCGACAACGAGAUCAAGAACUACUGGAACACACGCAUAAAGCGCAAGCUCAUCGCCCGAGGGCUCAACCCCAAGACUCACCUGCCGCUUGACGGCAGCUCAGAUCACUCUGCACUCUCUUGUGACCGGCAAAUCAUGCCACUGGCAAUUGCACCACAGUCUGACAAUCGACUACAAAUAAUUUGCUUCUGUUACCAUCUUGGUUUCCGUGGGAGCGAGGCUUGUAGCUGCGGCACAAGUUAUGACCAAUAUCUGCCAUUGGAAGAAAGGCAGCAAGCUUAGCUACAUGACCUGUUAAUUUUUUUUUGUUUGAUUAAAAACUGUAUGAUUGGCUAAGAGGUGAUAAGGAUUAGUUAUCUUAUCAAGCUAGAAAAAUCUGAUUCUUUAGUUAAAUCAAUCGUAAUUUGUAAUUGUACCAAUCAUGCUGCAUUGAAAUGUUUUGGCAAGUUUGGUAGCUGUUGGUGUUUAUAGCAGUGUUUGUUUA
Molecule: messenger RNA, 1229 nt
Organism: Zingiber officinale
Lineage: Eukaryota; Viridiplantae; Streptophyta; Magnoliopsida; Zingiberales; Zingiberaceae
Product: myb-related protein 330-like
Exons: 4
Coding region: 449-1027 (192 amino acids)
Source: RefSeq, a predicted model, not a curated record